GGUGGUGCCGCAAACCCCACAAAGAUCAACAAGUGGUUGAAAACUAGUAAGGAAUUAAUAACCCUCCAGGAACUCGACAAUUCCACUUGAAAAGCUGCGCAAGCCGAAUCACCACAGCCACGCUCACAGGUGCUCAACUGCCCAAAAUGGAUGACCUUGAUGUUUCCCUGGACAUUUUCGGGCAACAGCCGCUUCUCAGGAUAUACACUCAGCUCUCACUUUUCUUCCCAGUUGCCAAUGCGUCCUCUCAUGCGUCGAUCAUCACCACGUUGACCAACGGACUCGAGCGGCUGUCAGCGAGCUUCCCAUGGGUAGCAGGGCAGAUUGUCAACGAGGGCGCGGGCGAAGGCAACUCGGGCACAUUCAAGAUCAAGGCCUUUGAGAAAAUCCCUCGCCUUGUGGUGAAAGAUGCCAGGGAUGACCCCUCGAUGCCAACAAUGGAUGCCUUCAGGGACGCCAACUUCCCCUGCGCCAUGCUAGACGAGAGCCGGAUUGCGCCCCGCCACACCAUCCCAGGAGGUCCCGGCGAAACACCGUCGGACCCGGAGCCGGUGCUGCUCAUCCAGGUCACUUUCAUCACUGGCGGCCUCGUCCUCACCGUGGUGGCACACCAUGCUGCCAUGGAUAUGACGGGACAGGGCCAGGUGAUGCACCUCCUGUCAAAGGCCUGCCGGAACGAGCCCUUCACCAGCGAGGAGCUCUCGUCCGGCAACCUCGACCGCCGCACCAUCAUCCCCUUCCUCGACGACUCAUACAAACCCGGCCCAGAGCUCUCCAACCAGAUCGUAAAGCCCCCUCCCCCCACUGCCGACGCCACCUCGGAACCACGACCCCCACCCCCACCCCCUCCGACCUGCACCUGGUCCUACUUCACCUUCAGCGCCACCUCCCUCGCCGCCCUCAAAGCCACCGCCACCGCAACCCUACCCCCACCCACGCCCUUCAUCUCCACCGACGACGCCCUAACCUCCCACCUCUGGCAAUCCAUCACCCGCGCCCGCCUCCCGCGCCUCCCAUCCCCCUCCCCCCCCUCUCUUCUCACCCGCGCCGUCGACGCGCGCCGCCACCUCGGCGUCGCGGGCACGUACCCGGGCCUACUGCAGAACAUGACCUACCACGCGCUCCCUCUGUCCGACCUCGCCCUCUCGCCGCCGGGAUCGCCGGCGUCCGCCCUGCGCGCCGGCGUCGCCGACUCGGCGGCGCUGGGGUGGCGGACGCGGGCCCUCGCGACGGCGAUGGGGCGCGCGCGCGACCGGGCCGGGUUCUCGUUCACGGCGACGGUGGAGCCCGGGCGGGACCUGAUGGUCAGCUCUUGGGCUGGGGUGGGCUGCUUCGGGAUGGACUUUGGGCUCGGGUUGGGGGGUCCCGAGGCGGUGCGGCGGCCGCGGUUUGUGCCGGUUGAGGGUUUGGUUUAUCUGAUGCCGCGGGCGCCGGAUGGGGAGAUUGCGGUUAUGGUUUGUUUGAGGGAUGAGGAUAUGGAGAGGUUGAGGGCGGAUGGGGAGUUUGGUAGGUAUGCGAGGUAUGUUGGGUGAUGGUGGCAUAUGAGAAGUAAUGAUGAAAAGGAGAAAGGGCAUGCAAAGGGGAAGAUAGGGGAACCACAAGAGCACGGGACUUCACCAUUCUUCCUUCAUAACCUAGGCUUGUGAGACUUGGCGAACUCGAGCACCCUGUAUUUAUUUACGACCCCACGUAU
Messenger RNA from Phialemonium atrogriseum, 1693 nucleotides. RefSeq names its product transferase family-domain-containing protein. The transcript has a single exon. Lineage: Eukaryota; Fungi; Ascomycota; Sordariomycetes; Cephalothecales; Cephalothecaceae. The coding region runs from base 147 to 1532 and encodes 461 amino acids. The record is from RefSeq and is a predicted model, not a curated record.